Spirodela intermedia is the source of this 1275-nucleotide messenger RNA. Lineage: Eukaryota; Viridiplantae; Streptophyta; Magnoliopsida; Alismatales; Araceae. The record is from the annotation of a GenBank genome assembly.
AUGUCCCCAUUUCGUCUCAUUUUUGGAAAGCCAUGUCAUCUUCUUGUGGAAAUAGAGCAUAAAGCAUUAUGGGCUAUAAAAAAUUUAUGUAUGGAUGAAAAAUCAGCUGGUAGGUAUAGAAUUUUUCAACUACGUGAACUAGAGGAGUUGAGGAAUGAAGCUUAUGAAAAUCAUAGAAUAUAUAAAGAAAAAACUAAAACUUUUCAUGAUAAAUACAUUAGCAGAAAAAAAUUUGAUGUUGGACAAAAAGUGUGGUUAUAUGAUUCUAGGCUGAAAUUAUUCUCAAGAAAAUUAAAAUCAAAAUGGAAAGGGCCUUAUGUGGUGGAAGAGACAUAUGAUCAUGGGGCUUGACGUGACUCAGUCGUUGUAUAUUAAAUCACGCGAAUAUAAAAUUUAUAAAACUUGAAAAUACGAAUUUUCAGAUAUUUAGAAGUAUUUCUGAAUAAAUAUAUCAAUUAUAAUUUAAUAAAACUUCCAAAACUAGCGGUAAUUUUCCAAGUCGAUCACAUGGAUGUAAUAUAAUAUCUGGUAAUUAUUCAGAAUUUUUCUCAAUGAAUACGAUUUUCUAUGAAUUUUAUACUAGGAAAUAAAAAGGAAAUAUAUUUAAAAUUCAUGAAAAAAAAGGAAAUAAGGGUGCAGACGUCAGGAUGACAUCAGCGCCCGGCGAACGUGAAUCAGGUAGAAACAGAGUUCUGCCCGGUAAUUCUUUCGUAAGCGAUUAUAGAUGAUUUAAUUAAUCAAAUUAAGAUUUGUAAAAGCCGGAAGAAUCGUAAUUAAACAAAGUAUAUUUUGGUAAAUUAAAAACACAAAAUAUAAUCACUAAAUGAAGCGUAAAGUAAGUUUGAAAGCAGGAAAACAGAGUUCCGGCAUCGCGACAACGAUGCGUCGGCGAUGUACUGGAAUCCUGAGCGUUCGGGAGGAUCGUUGUGCGGUGUCCACGGCCUCGAAGGCUCUCCUUGGACAAAGACGACGUGGGCAAUCUCUAGAUCUUCUCACAAAGUCUAGAGAUCACUGAAAUAGGUCGUCGAGUCGUCUCCGGCGGCUGUCACCCGGCGGAGCGGAAAAACAGCGACUUUGCGGCUCUUCGGCGGCUGUCACUCAACGGAGAGGAGCUGGAUGGAGGUGGGGCGCGUGUCAGGGAGCUUCAUCCUCAGGUCUGCGCAGCAAGAGGAGGCUCUUCAUCACAUCUGGUACGCUCUCAGGAGGUGGCGACUCGUCUCCCGGCGGAUCGUCCUCUUCCCGACGACGGCUUGUUCGUUGAUCAAUCGGAGAUGA